Tarenaya hassleriana is the source of this 2132-nucleotide messenger RNA. RefSeq names its product potassium channel KAT3. Lineage: Eukaryota; Viridiplantae; Streptophyta; Magnoliopsida; Brassicales; Cleomaceae. Gene Ontology annotation, molecular function: voltage-gated potassium channel activity. Gene Ontology annotation, cellular component: membrane. The transcript is spliced from 13 exons. The record is from RefSeq and is a predicted model, not a curated record. The coding region runs from base 107 to 1993 and encodes 628 amino acids. Gene Ontology annotation, biological process: transmembrane transport; potassium ion transport.
UGAAAAAAGUCAAACAUAGCUCCGUGGCAAUGUUCUUUCAACCCUCCCACAUGAAACAGAGGAACGGAAGCUGACGAGAGAGAGAGAGAGAGGGAAGAGAAGAAGGAUGUCGUCGACGACGGAAGCAAGAUCGCCGUUACCGUUACUGUUCCGUCGAAGGUCGAGCAAAGACGUUAAGAAUUUGGCGUCGAUAUCGAGCAGUCUGUUGCCGGCGUUUGGCACCGUCAUCGAGGAAGGUCAACUCUCUACCAAGAAAUUCAUCAUCGUCCCUUACGAUCGUCGAUACAGGAUAUGGCAGACGUUCCUGGUGAUACUGGUGGGGUACACGGCGUGGGCGGCUCCGUUCGAGCUGGCGUUCAAGAGAGCAGCGGAAGGGGCAUUAUUGACCGUCGAUCUCAUCGUUGACUUUUUCUUCGCCGUCGAUAUCGUCCUCACCUUCUUCGUCUGCUACUUGGACAAGUCCACUUACCUCUUGGUCGACGACCGCAAGUCCAUCGCCAAACGGUACGUGAUGAGCGCGUUCUUCGUGAUGGACGUGGCCUCGACGUUGCCGUUUCAGUUCUUGUACAAAGUGUUCACCGGAGGCAUCGGUAAAGGCCAAGCCUUUGUCUUCCUCAACUUGCUCCGCCUCUGGCGUCUCCGUCGCGUGGCCGAGCUCUUCAAAAGACUUGAGAAAGACACACAGUUCAACUACUUCAUCACCAGACUCAUCAAACUCCUCUGCGUGACGGUGUUUUCGGUUCACUCAGCGGGGUGCAUCUUGUUCUGGUUAGCGUACCAUUACCCUAAACCGACCGAGACGUGGAUAGGAGUUCAGGUGCCUGAGUUCAAAGAGAAAAGCAUAUGGUUAGGCUACACGUAUUCGAUGUAUUGGUCCAUCGUCACCCUCACCACCGUCGGGUAUGGCGAUCUGCACGCGGUUAACACCAGAGAGAAGCUCUUCAACAUGUUCUACAUGCUUUUCAACAUCGGCCUCACCGCUUAUAUCAUCGGUAACAUGACCAAUCUUGUCGUCCACAGCGCCAUCCGCACCUUCUCCAUGAGGAAUGCGAUUAACCAUAUACUGAGAUACACGAGCAAGAACAGAUUGCCGGAGAGCAUGAGGGAGCAGAUGCUUGCCCACAUGCAACUGAAGUUCAAAACAGCGGAACUGAAACAAGAAGAAGUGCUUCAGGAUCUUCCCAAGGCAAUCAGAUCAAGCAUCAACCAGCAUCUUUUCCGUUCCACCGUCGAAAACGCCUAUCUCUUCAAAGGAGUUCCCGAUGGCCUCAUCGUCCAGUUGGUUUCGAAUAUGAAAGCCGAGUAUUUCCCGCCGAAAGUCGAUAUAAUCUUGAAAAACGAGAUCCCUGCAGAUUUCUACAUCCUCGUAUCAGGAAGUGUGGAAAUAAUUGCUCCAAAGGGUAUGAACGAGCAGGUCUUGUCAAAAUUAGGGCCAGGAGAAAUGGCGGGAGAGAUCGGUGUGAUGUUCAACAUUCACCAGCCCUUCACUGUCAGAACCAGGAGGCUGUCGCAGGUCAUUCGGAUCGGUCAUCAUCAGUUCAAGGAUUUGGUCCAAUCCGACGUGGACGACGCCAAGAUCAUCAUCACCAACUUCAUGAACCAUCUGAAAGAUCUGAACGAGGAUAUGAAGAAAGAAAUCCCAUUUCUCAGCGAUUUAUUAGACAACCAUGGAGUCGAGCGACAGGUACAGAACGAGGAAUCAGAGGCUACUGAGCAAGGAGAUGCUACAGGAGGCCAAGACGCAAGCAGAAAUAUGCAAAACUCUGCAUCCAUGGUGAGGGUGAUCAUGCAUGGGCAUCAUCCUAGUGAAGGCGAGGGUACAAGCAAUGAUUCAAAUGGGAAACUAAUCAAUUUGCCUGACUCCAUCCAUGCUCUAUUGGACAUUGCAGAGAAGAAGUUCGGGAGACGAGGGAGCAAUGUGGUCAUGGAAGAUGGCGGGAGAGUCGAAGAACUUGACGCUCUGAGAGACAAUGAUCAUUUGUACAUCUUUUGAAAUCCUAUUCACUUUUUUUGGGUGACGUGGAUUUAAUUUGUGGUGAUUAUCUAUAUAAUUACCGUACGCGAGCCCGAUAAUUACAAAAGUAAACUCUAUAAUCAAGAAUGCGAAAAAUAUAUAAUUUUAAAAAACAUUA